Dimorphilus gyrociliatus is the source of this 3521-nucleotide messenger RNA. NCBI's taxonomy places the organism in Eukaryota, Metazoa, Annelida, Polychaeta, Dinophilidae. The record is from the annotation of a GenBank genome assembly.
CAAAACAAAACAAAUAUGGAGUACUACAGAGGUUUCGUCAUUCGUAAUUCCACGUCAGAAUAAGAAUUUACAGCGAUUUGUUCGAUAAUCAUAAAUACUUUUGUACACUUUAGAUAGAUCUUAAGUUGUUUUAUUAUAUUACUGUGAGAUGACCAUAUUUAGAGUUAGAAAAACAUGAAGUAUCGAGGAAUUAGUGUUGCUCUUAUAGUGGUUUUUCUAAGCGUGAUAAUUCACAAUGCAUCGUCUAGUAAGACGAAGAAUUCUUUAACAGUAAAAGAUCCUUUACUCUUUGUGUCUACACUUGGAGGUUCUAUGUAUGCUGUAAAUCAGAGAACAGGGAGCAUACAAUGGAAAUUAAAUGAAGAACCAGUGUUAAAAUUACCGGAAGAUUUAGAAGAAGGCCCAACUUUCCUUCCAAAUCCUGUAGAUGGAAGUCUCUACGCUUUUAAUGAUAAAACAGAUGAUCUCAGAAAGAUGCCUUUCACAAUUCCCGAAUUAGUAAUGACGAGUCCAUGCAGAAGUACAGAUGGUAUAUUAUAUACAGGGUAUAAAAAAGAUUCCUGGUUUGCUAUUGACCCAGCAACUGGAACAAAAUUACAAACUUUAGCCAUGCAAGCUACAGAACAAAUUUGUCCCUCAAGCAGUUCGAGUACAUUUUAUAUUGGAAGGUCAGAAUAUACAAUAACAAUGUUCAAUGGAAACUCUCGAACUAGGCUAUGGAACGCAACUUUUAUGGACUAUUCGGCCCAUGCCAAAGCAGAUAUAAGCGAUUAUUCUUUUCGCCAUUUCGCUUCGAGUUCUACUGGACGCUUAGUCACAAUGGACCAGGCAACUGGACAAGUAAUGUGGUCUCAAACUUUUAGCGAUCCUGUAAUAGGUACUUAUAUACUUGGUCCAGACUCAAUUGGUCUUGUGAGGGUACCUGUUGCCACAGUUGCCUUACAAACUUUAGAACAUAUAUCCGACAAGAUGGCAUCCGAUAAAUGGAAAGAACGUUUCCUGGAAGCAAAAUUGGGAGCUUCACUAUAUGUAGGAGAAUUUAAAAAAGGAUUAUACGCUUUGCCAACUAUGAUAGAUGAAAACAUUCAAUUAAUAACUAUAGAAAAUAGUGGCAUGCUAAUGAUUGAAGGUCCCGAUCUACCAAAACCUCCAAAUCACAAACCAAAGCCUGGUCAAUAUUCUACCUCCAAAAGAGCAUCAACAAGACGAAGAGGAGGUAGUGGUUUACUACUAGGCUAUUAUGAAACUCCAGAACUGUCCAAGUCAACAUUACCUCCAAGAAAGAUGAUUGAUAGCGAAAGUCAAGUUAUAUCUGAUAAACCUUCAAAUACUACUGAACCCAAAGUUGAAAAACCUGAAGAAAAUAAGCAUAUAAAUCAUUCCAAUUUGCCUAUAUGGAUAGCCAUUGUCUUGGGCCUUGUGAUCUUAAUACUAAUCCUGUUUUUAGGAUAUCUUAUUCCAAGGAAAACAGAGGAAUCACUGAAAAUAAUGCUGCAAAAGCAAUUAGAAAGCCAGAAAAAACUUCAGGAGCAACAGCAGCAACAAUUACAGCAACAGCAAACUCAAACCUCUUUCGGUAAUCCGAAUGGUAAUAAGAAAGAUAUGUUGUCAGAUGAUGUUCCAGAAGGCUUUACAGCUGUUGGCAAAAUUAUGUUUGACACUAAAAAAGUUUUGGGACAUGGUUGCGAGGGUACAAUUGUCUAUAGAGGGCGCUUUGAUAAUAGAGAUGUUGCGGUUAAACGUCUUUUACCCGAGUGUUUUACCUUUGCCGAUCGUGAAGUGGAUUUACUUCGUGAAUCAGAUUUACAUGCAAACGUUAUUAGAUACUUUUGUAUGGAGCAAGAUCAUCAAUUUCGGUAUAUAGCUUUGGAAUUAUGUAGAGCAACUCUUAAGGAAUAUGUAGAAAAUAAAAUAAAGAAAACAAGGUUAUUACCACCAAAAGACAUUCUCGAACAGGCUACUCUUGGUCUAGCUCAUCUUCAUUCCCUUGAUAUCGUUCACCGUGAUAUUAAACCUCAAAACGUUCUUCUAACUAUGCCUGAUAGUAAAGGAAGAUGUCGAGCAGUCAUUUCAGACUUUGGCUUAUGCAAAAAACUUGGACCUGGUCGUGUUUCAUUUUCAAAACGAUCGGGAAUAGCUGGCACUGAAGGAUGGAUUGCUCCGGAAAUGUUGGAAUGUUCAGCAAAAACGACACAGAAAGUUGACAUAUUUAGUCUUGGUUGUGUUUAUUAUUACGUUUUAACUAACGGUCGUCAUCCUUUUGGUGACAGUUUAAAAAGGCAGUCAAAUAUUAUGAGCGGUCAUUAUAAAUUAGAUAAAAUGGUUGGAGACUCGGCAAAUGAAAACGUCUUAGCAACAGAUAUAAUCAGCCAAAUGAUAUCUAGGGAUGAGAAAAAGAGGCCUAGCUCUGCAGCCGUCCUGAAACAUCCAAUAUUUUGGAGUAAAAAAACCCAACUAGACUUUUUCCAGGAUGUUAGUGACCGCAUUGAAAAAGAAUCAGUGCAUAAUAUAGUUGUUUUAAUAUUAGAAGACAAUUGCCAAAAAGUAGUAAAAGACGAUUGGAAACAGCAUUUAACUGCUGACCUUCAGCAAGAUUUGCGAAAGUUUAGAACGUAUCAAGGUAAAUCUAUAAGGGAUUUAUUAAGAGCAAUGAGGAAUAAGAAGCACCAUUAUCGAGAGUUGCCCGAAAACCUUAGAAAAUCGUUAGGAGACGUUCCUGAUGGCUAUGUAACGUACUUUACAUCUAGAUUUCCAAGAUUACUUUUACAUACUUAUAAUGUAAGCAUUGUUGUCUUUUUUUAUUAUAACCUUCUGCAAGAAGACAGAGCGAGAGAGAGAAGGAAAUUGAUAGACACAGAGAAAGAAUGAUGCUUAUAGUCUUUUAAUAUUUUUUUUAUUUUGUAUUUAUAUAGGCAAUGGCUUGUUGUGGACACGAGACAACACUUUCUCACUAUUACGAUCAAGAAAGAAUUUCCGAUAAGAUAAUACAUGUUGAUGAAAAGAUCAAAGAACAGUGAUUAACUUCUAGCAAAAUUAAAAAGACUGCUGCUUGAUGAUAAGUGCUCUACUUUUUUCAUGUAAACUAAUAUGUUUUGUGCUAAGUAUCUUCUUAGCAUAUCGACAAAUAUUUUAAUUGUACAUACCAAAAAUUGUUUAUUUUACAUUGAUCUAUUUAUACAUGAAAUAUAUUUUGAUUGUUACGUGAAGCUGUUAGCUCAUUCUUUCAAAUAUUUAAAUUAUAUGCAAAUAUAUGCAAAUUUAUUGAUAAAAUUUUUUUUUAAAGUUCAUUAUGUAAAAUGAUUUAUUGCAUACUAAAUACUGUAUUUUUAUACAUAAUUUCUUAUAUGCUUAUAUAUAUUUAUAUCGAUUAGUGUUCAAAACUUGAAAAAAGAAAAAUUACACUUUUUGUAUGUUCUUUAAAAACCAUGCAAAUAGCAUAUUUCUUUAGAAAAAAGCACAGCAAUAAAGAGAAAUAUAAACACGGAAUGUAUAUUUAAAAAUAUAUAUAUAUAUAUAUAUAU